Molecule: messenger RNA, 3033 nt
Organism: Penicillium atrosanguineum
Lineage: Eukaryota; Fungi; Ascomycota; Eurotiomycetes; Eurotiales; Aspergillaceae
Exons: 5
Coding region: 1-3033 (1010 amino acids)
Biological process (GO): glutathione metabolic process
Cellular component (GO): cytosol
Molecular function (GO): 5-oxoprolinase (ATP-hydrolyzing) activity
Source: RefSeq, a predicted model, not a curated record
AUGACCAGAACAAGCGGUCUUUACCGCAUCGGCGUCGAUGUCGGUGGUACCAACACAGACGCAGCUAUCAUCGACAUCGCCGCCACAGACUCCGAAUCGCAUGGAGUCUGCGCAUCUAGCAAGACCCCCACAAGUGUGGAUGUCACAUCUGGCAUCCACGCCGUGAUCGAGAAUGUCUUAUCCAAAUCUGCGGUCAAUCGGCGAGACGUUCUCAGUGUAGCUAUCGGAACCACGCAUUUCGUGAAUGCAGUUGUCGAGGCAGAUGCGCGCCGUUUGAGUAAAGUCGCUGUAGUGCGACUUUGCGGACCCUUUACAAAGCAGGUCCCGCCUUUCUCAGAUUUUCCGCCUGAGUUGAAGGAUAUCAUGGCUGGUCCGGUGUUUUAUUUGGAUGGAGGACUCGAGAUCGAUGGACGUGAAAUCACUCCAUUAAACCCUAUUCAGGUGCAAGAGGCUGUGAAAAGCAUCCAAGACGCAGGAAUCGAAAUGGUCGCAAUUGUGGGCGUCUUCUCUCCAUUAGAUCACCAAGGUCUACACGAGGAAACAUGCAAACGCCUAAUGCUGGAACAAGACCCGACCUUGUCAGUGGUGUGUUCAAACGCGAUCGGUGGAGUUGGACUAUUAGAGCGCGAGAACGCGACUAUUCUUAAUGCCUCGAUUCUCAACCUCGCACGACGUACAGUGCGGGCAUUUUGUGACGCGAUAGUCAAACUGCGACUGGAUUGCCCUCUAUAUCUUACGCAAAAUGAUGGUACGUUAACGGAUGCCGCUACUGCGGCAGAGUUGCCGAUCAAGACGUUUGCUUCAGGUCCGACGAAUAGUAUGACCGGCGCUGCAUUUCUAGCAUCCCUGGAUCGCGGUGCAAAGGGUGUAGUCUCUGAAACCCAAGUGCUUGUUAUGGAUGUUGGAGGGACUACGAGCGAUGUCUGCGCUUUACUUCCAUCUGGUUUCCCCCGUCAAGCUCCGAAUUUUGUCGAAGUCGGGGGUGUGCGAACGGCCUUCUCGAUGCCCGAGGUUUUGUCUGUUGGGCUGGGUGGAGGUAGUCGGGUGGUUUUCGACCCAGAUUCCGAUCAAGUGCAUGUCGGACCUGAAUCUGUUGGACACUAUUUAACUAGUCAAGCACUUGUGUUCGGCGGUGAUGUGAUGACGACCACCGAUAUUGUCGUUGCCUCUGGGAAGGCAGAAAUCGGAGAUAUCAAGCGAGCCCAAGCCAUUCCUGGAAACGUGAUCACCAAAGCACGUUUGCAAAUCAAGAAGAUUCUGGAGCAAGCGGUGGAGAGCAUGAAGGUUUCUGAUUCACCAGUUACCCUGCUUCUAGUCGGAGGUGGAUCCAUUGUGCAAAUGGAUGACUUGAAGGAUGUUGCAGAAUGCAUCAUCCCGCCUCAUCAUGACUCCGCAAAUGCAGUCGGCGCAGCAAUCGCCAAAGUCGCCGGUGAGAUUGACAGUAUUGAGAUCUUAUCAGACCGCGACGAGAAGGCAGUUCUGGAAGAGGCGAAGGAAAAGGCCAUUGAAGCUGCUGUCGCUCGUGGCGCAGACAGAGCAGACGUCAAGAUUGUGGCUAUUGAUAAAAUUCCUCUGCAAUAUGUGACGAACAAGGCUACUCGGCUGGUAAUCAAGGCGGUUGGGCGCUUGGCACUCCCAGAUCUGAACACAAUAUCAAUUAAUGGAGCCCAUACAAAUGACACACCCACUGAUGCUGUGAUUGAAGAGUCCGAGCCCGAGGCCAAAAAAGAAUUCCAUCAAAAAUUGGCGACUGGAAAGCUCCAAUCUUUGGUGAAAUACUCCGCAUUCAUUAAUAUCGACACCUACGCCCCUGAAGUGCGUAAUGGAGUAUGGUACAUUUCUCCCUUGGACCUCGAAUUCAUCGCAACAGGCACCGGCAUCCUCGGCACAGGAGGCGGCGGACCCUCAUACCUCCAGUACCUACAAUGCCUCGAGAGUCUCCGCCAACCCAAUGCCAAAGGCAAGAUGCGUGUUGUGGACCCAAGUAGUCUUAAGGACUCUGAUAUCAUCGUCUUCGGGUCAUGGUACGGAGCACCCAGUGUCUCUGGUGAGAGAAUGCCAGCCGGCAGAGAGAUCAUGACUGCAAUUGAUCAAGCAGUCAAAAUGUCUGGAUAUACCCACUUCGAAGGUGUUAUUGCGGAUGAGAUUGGGGGUGGGAAUGGAAUGUCUACUUUCCCGACUAGUGUCUAUUAUGAUAUUCCCGUUGUUGAUGGGGACUUGAUGGGGAGGGCGUAUCCCACCAUGGAACAUGGUACCGCUUACGUAUAUGGCGAACCAAUUACGCCUUGUGCAUUGGCGGAUGGGAAGGGAAAUUCUUCUGUUGUCCUGAAAGCAGAGUCCAACCGCCGAGUCGAAACAAUGCUCCGCUCACAAUGCGUAGACCUCGGCCUAAGUAUCGCAGUGGCCUGCACCCCAUUGCCUGGCAAAUCAAUCAAACGUUACGCAGUCCCAAAUACCGUAUCUCAAUCAUGGUACAUCGGACGUGCAGUCCACAAAGCCCGAUACUCCAAAACUAACAUCAUCGAUGCAAUCUUCGACACAUCCCCCGGCCGUCUCCUAUACACUGGCAAAAUCAUCGACGUCAAGCGCGACGUACGCCGCGGCUACACUAUGGGCCAAUGCACAAUCGCCCCCCUGAGCAGCGAAGAAAAAGAUCCAAACUCUUUUACUUCUGAGACCCCAAACUCAGAUGAAAGCCGCUGCCUAAUUAUCCCCUUUCAAAAUGAAUUCCUCUACGCCGCGUACGCCGACGCCGUUAACCCCGACGACACCUCUCGGCAUGAAGUCAUUUGCACAGUUCCAGAUUUGAUCUCAAUCCUAGGACAAGACGGCGAGGCAAUUGGGUCGCAAGAGCUACGAUACGGGCUACACGUCAAUGUCAUCGGAAUGGCAGCGCAUCCUCUUUGGACGGGCGACGAACGGGGACUUAAAGUGGGUGGACCUGAGGGUUUUGGACUUGAUAUGGAGUGGAAGAGUCUUGGACCAUAUCAGGAGCCGAGAAGUGUUGUGCAGGAGUUUAAUGUAACUUCAUAG